AUGCCAGUAGAAGUGGAAAUUAUCGAGAAACUUCGAUCGAAGAAAAAAGUCGCCAAGUCAGCCAUUACAAGGAAUGUAAAUCGCGUUAGGGAGCUAAUAAAUAACAAAGAAAGCGUUUCUAAGGUACGUCAGUAUGCUAAAAAUAUUGAAGAAGCUAGAGAAAAGUUUCGGAUUGUAAUAAACGAACUUGAACAAGCCGAUCCAUCGUCUAUUGUAGCCGAUGGCGAAUGGCUUGUAGAGGUCGAGUGUGAUGUGACUGAUGCCCUAGGGGAAGUAGCUGAUUAUUUGCAAGAAUCAAGCCAAACAGAGCCCCAAAACCCCUCGAUAAGUAACGAAGAACAGUCGUCUAGUGAAAAUUCUACAGUUAUAGCAGGGAACAGUCGUUCUAGUUGUCUUAAAGGGGAAAAGAUUGCAGUGUUUGAUGGAAGUCCAGAAAAAUGGCCAUAUUUUUGUGGUAUAUUCAGUUGUGUACAAUAAUAAGUCUCUUUCUGAUGCGAUAAAACUAGCACAUUUGAACAAUUCUAUCAACGAUAGAGUGAGAGAAGUUAUUGCCUGUUUGACCGGGGAACCGGGUGACUACCAGAAAGCAGUUAAGUUACUUAGUGAUAGAUAUGGGGACCCCGUGAAGUUGUAGAUGCACAUUUGCACGCAUUAUCAAUUGGCAUAAUAUUAAGGAAAAGGAUCACGAUGCAUUUGAGCGAUUUGCUGACGCCUUACAAGCAGCAGUAUUUGCUUUAGAUAAGCCAGAUUAUAGACAUGAGUUAAGUAGCAUGCCUCUUUGCACUCAGUUCGCAAGCUACCGCCCAGUGAGAAAGAUGAGUGGGUGCGGCAAGUAGAGCGCAAACAAGUCGCUGAAAAUGUUAAGGGAUUAGCAGAGUAUGCCCAAUUGAGAGUAAAGUCAUUGCGCAAGCGUGAUCGAUAUAACACACCUGCACCACCCAAAGAAGACCCAAAGUUUAACCCAAAAUUUGCACAUAAGAGAGCCUAUCCAGCAAAAGCACAGGCUGGGAAAUGUUCUUUAUGCGAUGGUACUGAAAAGCAUAAAGAGGGGGAUUGCCCAGUGUUUCUAGCCGCUGACCCUAACCAAAGAUGGGCACUAUUUAAGUCAAAAAACGUGUGUUUUGGGUGCUUACAAUUAGGACAUCAGCGCCGCCACUGCACUGUUUCAUCUAAGUGCGGAGUCAAUUCAUGCGAAAAGGGGCAUCACAAGUGGCGAUGAAGCCUCUGAGCCUAAGGGGGUUGACUGUGGCAAAGCACAAGUUUCAUCCUCAGGCUCUAGUAGAGUUGCCCUAAAAACUGCCAUAGUACCCUUUGUUAAGGAUUCAGGGGGGUUAGUCUUGGGAACUGUUCUUUUAGAUUCUGGUAGUGAAACAACUCUCAUUAGGUCUGGAUUUGCCAAACAAUUAGGGGUUCAAGGUCAAAGGCAAAAUCUCACUGUUGAUACUGUUGGAGGAGUGCGGACCACCCUCAAAUCUCAGCGUGUUUGUGUCCCAUUUCCACCAGCGGUCACUGAUAUUGGUGUUUAUGCAUGGACUAUGAAAAACAUAUGCGAACCGCUGCAGUUGGUCGAUUGGUCGGAGAUAAAGAAACAAUAUGAACAUUUGCAUGAUGUUCCAGUCAUGUCGGUAGGAGAAACAGCAGUGAAUGUGUUGUUAGGACUUGAUGCAUCAUCCUUGAUGGCGCCAUUGGAAGUGAGACCGGGCAAGCAUGGUGAGCCAUGUGCAGAGUUGACCCCACUUGGUUGGGUCAUUUCGGGUCCAGUGCCAACUACUACCAAACCAAUGAAACGUAUCUUACGUGUCCAUGUGGUAGAUGGUGAGGAAGAUGCCAAUCACCAAUUGCGAAAGUUAUGGGAGAUAGACAGUUUCGGUGUUCUUGUCGAGGCAAGCACAUCAUACACGCGUAGUGAACAGCGAGCUGUUGAUAUAAUGAAUGAAACAUGUCGUCGAGUGGAGUUGGGUUAUGAGCUGGGACUGCUAUGGAAAGCGGACAGACCGCUACUGCCUAACAAUUUCAAGUCAGCACUUAGCCGCCUGGAGUCGGUGGAACGCCGUUUGCAGAAGGAUCCCAAGUUAGCGGACGGUUAUUGCAAAGCCAUCAAUGCAUACGUGGAGAAAGGUUUUGCACGAAAGUUGUUGCCUGAGGAAUUUGCUACGGACGGAGAGCAAUGGCUACUGCCACAUCACCCCGUAAUCAAUUCGCACAAACCACUGCCAAGAGUUGUUUUCGAUUCCGCUGCCAAACACGACGGUGUUUGUCUCAACGACUGCCUUGAGACGGGGCCAAGUCUUCACAAUGAUCUUUCGGGCAUUCUGUUACGAUUUCGUGAAAGGCCCAUCGCACUUGUGGGAGACGUAUCAGAUAUGUUUUGCCAUGUUCUCGUCAAGGAGGAGAACCACAAGUAUCACCGUUACUUGUGGCGUGACAUGGAUUCAACAAGACCGCCAGACGUUUAUGAAAUGAACUGUUUGGUAUUUGGUGACAAGUCCUCACCCUGUGAAGCGAAUUUCGCAGUUAUCCGUACGACGGAAGACAACCAGGAUCAAUGGCCAGAAGCCGCAGUCAGGCGAGAUAUCUUCGUGCACGACUUCUACAGUUCCUGCAAUGAUGUGCCGCAGGCAGUUUCCUUGAGAGCUGAUGUCUCAUCCCUGAUGGUUAAGGGUGGUUUUCCUAUGCGAAAGUGGCUAUCCUCUUCACCGGAAGUGCUGGCAACGAUACCGGAAACCGAGUAUCUCGAAUGA
Paramuricea clavata is the source of this 2741-nucleotide messenger RNA. The record is from the annotation of a GenBank genome assembly. Lineage: Eukaryota; Metazoa; Cnidaria; Anthozoa; Malacalcyonacea; Plexauridae.